Messenger RNA from Girardinichthys multiradiatus, 1264 nucleotides. It is a transcript of the gene mpv17, whose product is annotated as mitochondrial inner membrane protein MPV17. The record is from RefSeq and is a predicted model, not a curated record. The transcript is spliced from 8 exons. Gene Ontology annotation, cellular component: cytoplasm; membrane. The coding region runs from base 190 to 723 and encodes 177 amino acids. Lineage: Eukaryota; Metazoa; Chordata; Actinopteri; Cyprinodontiformes; Goodeidae.
UUACUCUGGUUUCCUCUAGAUUAAUUGACUUUAAUGCGACAUGUUUAGCGGUUAAACUUAGCUGUUAUUCUUGAAGAUAUAACUCGGCGCUGAAAGUGGAAUUUUUAAAUGCAAAGUCUCUAAAAACAGACUUGAAAACUUCCGCAUCUUUUAACACGUCUUCUACGCCAAACCCCAUUCAAAAGGAGGAUGGCUGGCCUGUGGAGAUCAUAUCAGGCCUUGAUGACCAGAUACCCCUGGUCAGUUCAGAUAGUCACAGCUGGGUCUUUAGUGGGUGUCGGUGAUGUCGUCGCCCAACAGCUGAUUGAGAGGAGAGGAUUAGCUCAUCACAAUGUAAGACGCACAGCCAGGAUGAUGAGUAUAGGCUUCUUCUUUGUGGGUCCAGUAAUUGGCAGCUGGUACAAAGUUUUGGACAGGCUCGUGGUUGGAGGGUCUAAAUCUGCUGCCAUGAAGAAAAUGCUUGUUGACCAGUUGUGUUUUGCACCGUGCUUCCUGGGAGCUUUUCUCGGUAUCUCUGGUGCCCUGAAUGGACUAACAGUGGAGGAGAACAUUGUCAAACUUAAGAGGGACUACACAGAUGCUCUGAUCUCCAACUACUAUCUGUGGCCUCCAGUCCAGAUCGCAAAUUUCUACUUCAUUCCACUGCACCACAGGCUGUCCGUCGUCCAGAUCGUCGCCGUCGCCUGGAACUCCUACCUGACCUGGAAGGCCAACAAGAUGUGAAGAAAACUCACAAGUCCAACUUGUCUUGUUGUUGUUGAUGAUGAUGAUGAUGAUUUUACACUCAUUUGUACUGUAGACUGCGAGUGUGUGAGAAAUGAGCUCAACUUACUUUAGUCUUCUGGUAUUUCCAAAGUGCAAAACUGUGACUGAAUCACAUGUAAAAGGUCGGGGAAGAUUGCUCGUCUACUCUGAGUGACAAAUUUGCACUUGAAAGUCAAACUUGCAUUUUGCAGAAACGUCUGUGAAAGUUUAUUUAUGGAAAUGAGAUUUGGCUGCAGAGCUGCAGUGGAGCCACACGUACAUUAACACCUGCUGGUUGAUGAAGGAAAUGUUCUUCUCAUUGACUCAAUGAGCUUCACCGAUAAUGUAUUUUUGAUUUACAUGCUUGGUUUACUGGACUCUUCUCCACCUGACUCAUUGUUUUACUUUGACUUUGUUCUAGUUUCUGCCAACAUUUUAAUAACCCCUCAAGAAUGAAACGCACAUCAAAUGAACACCAUCAUGAAAGCCAGUUUUCUAAAUGAUUAAAAUUCUUACCCAC